UCAACCCGGAAGCGCUCGAGCUUCUCCCUCGCCGGGCGCCGCCGCCAUGAAGCCGAUCCUGCUGCAGGGCCACGAGCGCUCCAUCACGCAGAUCAAGUACAACCGGGAGGGAGACCUGCUUUUCACCGUGGCCAAGGAUCCGAUUGUCAACGUUUGGUAUUCGGUGAACGGGGAGAGGCUGGGCACCUACAAUGGCCACACGGGAGCCGUCUGGUGUGUGGAUGCAGAUUGGGACACGCGGCACGUGCUGACGGGCUCUGCCGACAACAGCUGCCGCCUCUGGGACUGCGAGACGGGAAAGCAGCUUGCCCUGGUGAAGACCAGCUCAGCAGUGAGGACAUGUGGCUUUGACUUUGGAGGGAACAUCAUCAUGUUUUCCACGGACAAGCAGAUGGGCUAUCAGUGCUUUGUCAGCUUCUUCGACCUCCGGGACCCCAGCCAGAUUGAGAACAACGAGCCUUACAUGAAGAUCCCCUGCAGUGACUCCAAAAUCACCAGUGCUGUGUGGGGCCCACUGGGAGAGUUCAUCAUUGCAGGGCACGAGAGUGGGGAGCUGAACCAGUUCAGUGCCAAGUCAGGGGAGCAGCUGUCAAACAUCAAGGAGCACACCAAGCAGAUCAACGACAUCCAGACCUCCAGGGACAUGACCAUGUUCAUCACUGCCUCCAAGGACAACACAGCCAAGCUGUUUGACUGCACCACCCUGGAGCACCUGAAGACCUUCCGGACGGAGCGACCAGUGAACUCUGCUGCUCUCUCCCCCAUUUUUGACCACGUGGUGCUUGGUGGUGGGCAAGAGGCCAUGGAUGUGACCACAACCUCCACCAGGAUUGGCAAAUUUGAGGCCAGGUUCUUCCACUUGGCUUUUGAAGAGGAGUUUGGCAGAGUGAAGGGUCACUUUGGUCCCAUAAACAGUGUUGCUUUCCACCCUGAUGGGAAGAGCUACAGCAGCGGGGGGGAGGAUGGCUACGUUCGCAUCCAUUACUUCGACCCCCAGUACUUUGAGUUUGAAUUUGAAGCUUAAAGGAGGAGCCUCCUUCUCCUCUUCCCUCUCCUCUCCCAGUCCAUCGGCUCCUCUGUGGAACAUUUUGGAAGGCCUGAAGUUGGGUGGCUCCCAAGAGGCAGCAGGAAGCAUCAGCAGCAACCUCGGGGGGGCUGUGGGAGGGUGGGGAGUGGGAAGCCCAGCUGGCUCAGAAGGGCAGGAUGGGGCUUUCCCAAGAGGUGGUGGAGGCAAGGACAGGAGCCUGGCUGCCUGCCUGCCCCUGGGGCUGCUUCCUGCCCUGCUGAGCUUAUUUAUACACCAGGGGAGGAAAGAAAUAAUUAAAACAGGAAAUAAAGAUACAUCUUUUAUAAAGGAGAA
Apus apus (common swift) is the source of this 1360-nucleotide messenger RNA. It is a transcript of the gene EIF3I, whose product is annotated as eukaryotic translation initiation factor 3 subunit I. The record is from RefSeq and is a predicted model, not a curated record. Gene Ontology annotation, molecular function: translation initiation factor activity; RNA binding; protein binding. NCBI's taxonomy places the organism in Eukaryota, Metazoa, Chordata, Aves, Apodiformes, Apodidae. Bases 47 to 1024 code for a protein of 325 amino acids. Gene Ontology annotation, cellular component: cytoplasm; eukaryotic translation initiation factor 3 complex, eIF3m. Gene Ontology annotation, biological process: cytoplasmic translational initiation. The transcript is spliced from 11 exons.